AUGAAAUCAUUUUGUUACGAAUUUUUCAAACCCAAAGAUUCGUAUUCCGCUGAAAGAACUUUACUCGCCAUAACUUUUGUAAUGGGUCUUACGCCAUUACGCGUUCGGGGAUCUGAAGGCAAACGCCAAAUGUCUAUAUCAUAUUUGGGAUUUGGCAUCACCGUCUUACAGGGAAUAUUUUUUGUCUAUUGUUUUAUACAUUCAUUUCUGGUGGACGAAUCUAUAGUGGGUUACUUUUUCAAAACGGAAAUUUCGAAAAUCGGUGAUAUUUUACAAAAGUUCAUUGGUCUCAGCGGUAUGCUUAUACUAUUCGGUGUUAGUUUGAGGAAAAGUCGUGACAUGAUCUAUAUGUAUCAUACGAUAGCGGUUAUAGAUUCGAGAUUUUUAAAUUUGGGUGUGGAGUUUAAUUACCGUUAUAUUAUGAAAUUUAGACAUUCGAAAUUGGUUAUGGUAACGAUAGUUUGUGUGGGCUAUUUGGCCAGCAGUUUGUGGAUGUUGUUUCACAAUCAAAUAUGGCCUUCAUUUCAAGCGGUAGUGGCAUUUUUUGUACCGCAUAUAUUUUUGUUAUGUGUAGUGGUUUUAAAUGUUUCGUUUGUAAUGCGUUUUUGGCAACAUUUCGAUUUGUUAAAUAAGGUUCUCAAAAAUCUUUGUCAUCAAUGGGAUACACGCAGCAUUAAAACGAUAACCCACAAACAACGUUCACUACAAUGUCUCGACUCAUUUUCCAUGUACACCAUUGUUUCGAAAAACCCAGCAGAAAUUAUACAAGAAUCUAUGGAAAUACAUCAGCUGAUAUGUGAAGCAGCCUCUACAGCUAAUAAAUAUUUCACUUAUCAAUUGUUAACCAUCAUUUCUAUAGCAUUUUUAAUCAUAGUAUUCGAUGCCUACUAUGUUUUGGAAACACUAUUGGGAAAAUCGAAAAGAGAAAGUAAAUUUAAGACAGUGGAAUUUGUAACAUUCUUUUCGUGUCAAAUGAUUUUAUAUUUGAUAGCGAUCAUAUCAAUUGUGGAGGGCAGUAAUAGGGCUAUUAAAAAGAGCGAAAAAACUGGUGGCAUUGUACAUGCUUUAUUGAAUAAAGCUAAAACAGCUGAUGUUAAGGAAAAACUUCAACAAUUUUCUAUGCAAUUAAUGCAUUUGAAAAUUAAUUUUACUGCUGCGGGUUUAUUUAACAUUGAUCGUACUUUAUAUUUUACGAUAAGUGGCGCUUUGACUACAUAUUUGAUUAUUUUACUACAAUUCACCUCAAACUCUCCGCCGGUAACACAAAAUGGGUGCGAUCCAUCUCUGGCUGUGUCACUAAAUCAAACGGAAACUUAA
Lucilia sericata (common green bottle fly) is the source of this 1317-nucleotide messenger RNA. RefSeq names its product putative gustatory receptor 28b. The record is from RefSeq and is a predicted model, not a curated record. Gene Ontology annotation, cellular component: dendrite; membrane; axon. NCBI's taxonomy places the organism in Eukaryota, Metazoa, Arthropoda, Insecta, Diptera, Calliphoridae. The transcript is spliced from 4 exons. The coding region runs from base 1 to 1317 and encodes 438 amino acids. Gene Ontology annotation, biological process: sensory perception of taste.